This is a messenger RNA of Petromyzon marinus (sea lamprey), 1691 nucleotides long. The record is from RefSeq and is a predicted model, not a curated record. NCBI's taxonomy places the organism in Eukaryota, Metazoa, Chordata, Hyperoartia, Petromyzontiformes, Petromyzontidae.
AUGAUGGUGCUGGUGGUGUGGCGGUGGUGCGGUGCUCCUGGUGCCGGUGUCCCCGGCGGCGUCCCCGGCGCCGGCGCCGGCGCCGGUGGCGGCGGUGGCUCCCUGGUGCGUGGUUCGUGCGUGCGACUGGCCGAGGAGUGGGGCCCGGUGCUUCGUCGCUGCACUCCCGAGGGGGCUUGGAGCGGCCCGGUGGGGCCCGGUCGCUGUGCCUGCAGCCCAGGGGCCAGCCCAGACCAGAGCCUCUCAUCCUGCCAACUGUGCGCUGUGGGUCUGUACAAGGCAGAGGGCGGCCUGGGCGGCUGUGGACCGUGCCCGGCUAGGAGCCACGCGGUGUCGCUGGGAGCCACGGCGUGUGCCUGUGAGCCCGGUUACUACCGUGCCGACACUGACGGAGCGCACCUCGCCUGCACAGGGGUUCCGUCCGAGCCGCGGGCUCUCUCCGUGACUCCGCUGACGGCGUCCCCCACGGCCACGGCCACGGCGGCCGCGGCCACAGCGGCCGCGGCCGUGGCCCUGGAGUGGCUGCCGCCGGCCGACACCGGCGGCCGCGACGACCUCCGCUACAACGUCAUCUGCCGAGCGUGUCCCCUGGCCUCGCCCCGCUCACGGCACAGCGGCACGGGCGGCUCCGGCACCGGCGCCGGCGCCGGCUGCAUCCGCUGCGACUCUCACCUGAGCUUCUGGCCGGGGCGGCUGGACCUGCCGGGCACGCGCGUGGAGGUGGCCGGCCUGGCACCCCUCACGCUCUACGCCCUGGAGGUGCAGGCCCUGAACGGAGUCUCCGCCCUCAGCCCAUUGCCUCCACGUUCCGCAACAGCGCAGUACAGCCUGCCCGCUGCAGAAUCCAUGCCAGCCGUUCCCAUAAUGCACCAGGAAGAAUCUGGGCCUCAAAGCCUGACCCUGGUCUGGCCUCCACCUGACCACCCCGUGCUGGGCUACCAGCUGUGUUACUACAUCAAGGGUCAGGACCGUCACGGCAACGCCUCUCGCCUCCUGGAGGUGCCCACUGCUCGUGCCGAGGUGCGAGGCCUCUCCCCCGCCACCGUCUACGCCUUCCGUGUGCGUUCGGUGACGCCCGGCGGCGGCUACGGUCAGCUCAGCGGGGAGAUGUACUUCCAGACGGAGGCCGCGGGGGGGGCGAGGAGGUGGAGGAGGUGGAGGAGGUGGAGACACGGGGCCAACGGACGGGACGGCCGGGGGGUCAGGAUCAGCCACCCGGGCCUGGGAGAAGGUCGCGUUGAUCGUCGGCCUUGCGUCGGCCGGCGUGGCUCUCGUCCUCGCCGUCACCGCUGUGGUCAUAGCCCUCUGCUGCUCCAGGCGGAGAAACGUCCAGAAGCAGCAAGUGUACGAGAUGAGUGACCAGGUGGCCCACUACAAGUCUCGCUACGCGUCCCGACAUGCCAAGGUGUACGUUGAUCCCUACACGUAUGAGGAUCCCAACGAGGCUGUCCAGGAGUUUGCCCGCGACAUCGACCCGGACAGCGUCCAGAUCGAGCGAGUCAUCGGAUCCGGCGAGUUUGGCGAGGUCUACCGCGGCACGCUGCUGGCUCCCGGCGUCCGCAGCGGCAGCGUCCUCCUGCUCGCCACGCCGCCACCUGCCUCCUCCUCCUCCUCCUCCUCCUGCGCCCUGCCUCCACCGGCGUCCUGCCGCCCACUCGCCAGGUCCCCUUCGCCGCCGCAGCAGCCGCAGC